UGUUUACCAUAUUUGUUGCCACUCCUACUUAUUUAAACUGCUUUAUAUUAUUUGUUUCCAUAGCAAGCCUCUUGCUUUUCCUUUUCCAUUGAAACUUCUUCAUCUUCUCUCUCCUCCAAAAAAACACUCUAUCUUUAUUUUAUUUUUUUAUUUUUUUUUUCAUUUUCUGUCCCAGAGUUCUUGAAGUUUUCUAUAACACUUUGAGUUUUGUUCAAUCAUUUUCCGCUGGUGAAACUGGGAAAUCUAUUAAAGGCAAUAUAACGAAAGAGCAUUUUAUGUAAAUGUUCUUCCACUAGCUUCUCUAUGCACUUCUUGAGUGUCCUGCAGUUCUGAAUUAUGCAAAUAACUAGUCCAGAGUAAUACAUGAUUUAGCAAAAAGAAAUUUGACACAGUCAUGAAGUUUAUGAAACUGGGAUCUCGUCCAGAUACCUUUUACACUGCAGAGUCUGUAAGGACAAUCUCUUCUGAAGUUUCAAGUGACCUCAUAAUUCAAGUGAAAGGAACUAGAUAUCUUCUUCAUAAGUUUCCCCUGCUGUCAAAAUGUUUGCGCCUGCAAAGACUGUGCUCAGAGAGUUAUGAAUCUUCUGAUUCUCCUCAGCACCAAAUAGUUCAACUCCCUGAUUUUCCUGGUGGGGUGGAAGCAUUUGAGCUAUGUGCCAAGUUCUGCUAUGGCAUAACCAUCACUCUCAGUGCUUACAACAUUGCAACUUCGCGGUGCGCUGCGGAGUACUUGCAAAUGACUGAGGAUGUUGAGAAGGGAAAUUUGAUCUACAAGCUUGAGGUUUUCUUGAAUUCUUGCAUCCUCAAUGGAUGGAAGGAUUCCAUUGUUACUCUUCAAACCACCAAAGCAUUGCCUUUGUGGUCGGAGGAAUUGGCCAUUACCAGCAGAUGCAUUGAGGCCAUUGCCUCAAAGGUCUUGAGCCACCCCUCUAAGGUGAGUUUGUCACAUAGCCAUUCCCGGAGGGUAAGGGAUGAUGUGUCCUCUUGGAAUGGAACAGAAAGUCUGAGACACAAAUCAACAAGUAAGGGAUGGUGGGCUGAGGAUUUAGCAGAUUUGAGCAUAGACUUGUAUUGGAGAACCAUGAUUGCUAUCAAAUCUGGUGGUAAGACACCCUCAAAUCUCAUUGGUGAUGCACUGAAAAUAUAUGCAUCUAGAUGGCUACCAAACAUAAGGAAGAAUGUGAUUGUCAAGAGGGAAAGUGAAUCGGACUCGGAUUCAGAUUCAGCUAGUGAGUUGACUUCAAAGCAUAGACUGCUUUUGGAGUCAAUAGUGAGCUUGCUUCCAGCAGAGAAAGGUGCUGUUUCUUGCAGCUUCCUUCUUAAACUCUUGAAGGCAGCGAAUAUUCUCAAUGCUUCUGCUUCUUCAAAGGUGGAAUUGGCCACAAGGGUAGGACUUCAGUUGGAGGAAGCCACGGUUAAUGAUCUUUUAAUACGCUCAGUGUCCAACACAAAUGAUAUGGUGUAUGACGUAGACUUGGUGAUGAUCAUAUUGGAACAAUUUAUGUUGCAAGGUCAGAGUCCACCAACAAGCCCUCCAAGAUCAAGGUUGACCAUUGAAAGGAGGAGGUCUCGUUCUGCAGAGAAUAUUAACUUCGAGUUCCAAGAGAGUAGAAGGUCCUCCUCAGCUUCUCAUAGCUCAAAGCUGAAGGUGGCUAAGCUUGUGGAUAGGUACCUUCAGGAGGUUGCCAGGGAUGCGAAUUUGCCUCUCUCAAAAUUCAUUGCCCUUGCUGAAACUAUACCAGAAUUUGCUAGACUUGACCAUGAUGACCUAUACAGAGCUAUUGACAUUUAUCUCAAGGCACAUCCAGAACUCAAUAAGAGUGAAAGGAAGAGACUGUGUCGAAUUCUAGACUGCAAAAAGCUGUCUAUGGAAGCUUGCAUGCAUGCAGCACAGAACGAGCUCCUUCCCCUAAGGGUGGUUGUCCAAGUUCUCUUCUUUGAGCAAGCACGAGCAGCAGCAUCUGGUGGAAAAGUGAGUGACAUGCCAAGCAACCUCAAGGCGUUACUCACUGCUCAUGGCAUUGACCCAUCAAAACACAAAGCACCAUUGAGCACCACAACAAGUAUACAUGCUGAUGACAAUUGGAGUGUUUCUGGAUUUAAGACACCAAAGUCAACUAGGAAUCCAACUCUCAGGAUGAAGCUAGCUGAGGAUGACCUGGAUGAAAAUGUGGUACCCCGUGAUGAAAUUGGAAGAACUUCUAGAUUUAAGGGUCUUCUUGCUUUUCCCACUCAACCCAAACGAAUGUUCAGCAAGUUGUGGGCUACCAACAAAAGUGCCACUGAAAAGAAUUGAGUGAACUUUUUCGAUUUUUGCAUCAUGGGGGUGGGAAAUUUAGAGGGUAACAUAUGAUAUACUAUAUUUUUCACUUUUUCAAAAGGUCUUGUAACAUCUAGGGAAAAUCAAUGUGCAUUGUUCGUGUAACCUAUAAUAAUAAGAAGUAAGAUUUUUCACAAGAGGGGAAAUGUGUUUGGUAAA
Messenger RNA from Cajanus cajan (pigeon pea), 2479 nucleotides. RefSeq names its product BTB/POZ domain-containing protein At1g67900. The record is from RefSeq and is a predicted model, not a curated record. NCBI's taxonomy places the organism in Eukaryota, Viridiplantae, Streptophyta, Magnoliopsida, Fabales, Fabaceae.